This is a messenger RNA of Agrilus planipennis (emerald ash borer), 2004 nucleotides long. Its product is annotated as ectonucleotide pyrophosphatase/phosphodiesterase family member 5. The record is from RefSeq and is a predicted model, not a curated record. The transcript has 7 exons. Bases 225 to 1685 code for a protein of 486 amino acids. NCBI's taxonomy places the organism in Eukaryota, Metazoa, Arthropoda, Insecta, Coleoptera, Buprestidae.
GGUUACAUAACCUAAAUUAUUUUACCUUCAAAUUUUAAUUAAAACUUGUUUUAUUCUAAGUCAAAAACAACUUUCACCUUAUCAGUUGGCUUGAUAAGGGGAAGUUUAACAGUAUGGUGAACCCGAACGAUAUUUUUACGAAAUAAUUUACAUUACUUUCUACAAAUUAUGGAUGUAAAAUAAGGAAUCAGUUGUGAAGUUCUCAGUGCUAACUCAAAUUACAAAUGCAAAGUGAAAUCUUGCUAUCGUUUUUAUUAUUAAGUUUUGCAAAUUGUAUAUCAAAAUAUCCUGUUUUAAUAAUUAUUUCUUUCGAUGGUUUUCGUUACGAUUUUGUUGGUAAAAAGACACCAAACAUACUUGCUCUAAGAAGAGAAGGAACUUACGCACCAUAUAUUAAUAAUGUCUUUCCUACAAAAACUUUUCCCAACCACCAUUCUAUUGCAACAGGAUUAUACACAGAAGUUCAUGGAGUAAUGGCAAACAAUUUUUAUGAUCCAGAGCAACAGCAAAUUAUCAAGUACGGUUAUGAAAUGUUUCAUUAUAAUGAAGAAAUUGUUCCAAUAUGGACACAUAAUGAAAGGGCAGCUAGUGAUAGGUAUUCUGGGAUAAUGAUGUGGCCAGGGGGAUCAUUUCCAUACCAAAACACAUACCCACAAUAUUUUAAGGAAUUUGACCCUCAUUUUGAUUGGAAUCAAAGAGUUGAUGAGGUAAUAUCAUGGAUAGUACAUCCCAAAAGGCCAGCAAAUUUGAUUAUGCUUUAUAUUGAGGAGCCAGAUUCACAUGCUCAUGCUUUUGGUCCUGAUUCACCAGUAAUUAUUGAGUUGAUAAAAAGACUUGAUAAUUUAACUUGUUACUUAAUUAAAAAAUUAGAGGAAAACAACUUAACAGAAAAAGUAAAUUUAAUAUUUCUAAGUGACCAUGGCAUGGACAGCGUAAGCCCCCCGCAUUUUAUAGACAUAACGCAAUAUUUAGAGCCCCAUACUUAUGAUAUUGCUGGAAGCUCACCUGUUUUACAUAUUCUUCCCCAUGAGGGAUACGAAGAAGCAAUUUAUGAAAACUUGACUGAAUUUUCUAAGAAACAAGGACACUUUUCGGUGUUUAAAAAGGACGAUCUUUUGACUAGAUGGCACUUUAAAAAUAAUCCACGUACCCCUCCUAUAUUUCUUUUAGCUGAUGAUGGUUAUGGAUUUCAAGACUUGGCAAUUUCAGCUGAAUAUCUUUCGAAAAAAUUCAAUUUUAAAGUGAGCAACAAAUCGAAAUUUGGCGUUCACGGUUACGACAAUUUAGAUUUGAAAAUGAAGCCAUACUUUGUGGCACGCGGGCCGAAAAUAAAAAAGAACAAGAUGGUUAUUCCUUUCUGGACUGUCGACUUGUUUGCGUUGUUUUGCGAAAUUUUAGAAGUGCCCCAACUCCCCUCCAACGGUUCCUUACUACGGGUUCACGAUGUUUUAGUGUCGAGGCCCUACUUUGUACAAGUGUUUCCGAAGUUUGUACUGGUUGCAGGUGGAAUCGUAAUGACUCUAAUCUUAUCGGUAGUAUUUAUUGCUGCAGUUGCCUAUUAUUUUAUUAGAAGGCAGCAGAAUAUGACGACAGCGGCAGCUUUAAAUAAAAGGUUUCCGCAAUGUUACAACAAUUCUAUUAUAGAGGCGCAAAGAUUACUCGAUGAAGAGGCUAGUCUUAUAUAAUUAAUGUUGUUGUUGUUAAAACUAAUUGUUAGGUGUUAAUGUUAUUAAAACUUGCAUAUUCAAUUUUAAGAUUCAAUCAGAGCACAUCUAAAAUUUAUUUUGUUUGAACUGAAAGCGCUCUGUAUUAACUUUUACAGCUAUUAUGGUCUAUGGAGUGCUUGAUCUAAUGGUUUUUUAUAGGUAUGGAUUUUUUACUUGAAAGUGAGAUUAAAAAAGAAACGCAAUGUCUUCAUUGUACACUUGAUAUUAUUGUUGUCAGUAUUUUUAAAAUAUGUGAAUGUGAUAUAAUCUUUUCUCAAUAAAACGUUUUAAUUAGCUA